Molecule: messenger RNA, 1938 nt
Organism: Suricata suricatta (meerkat)
Lineage: Eukaryota; Metazoa; Chordata; Mammalia; Carnivora; Herpestidae
Gene: SLC18A3
Product: solute carrier family 18 member A3
Exons: 1
Coding region: 1-1545 (514 amino acids)
Biological process (GO): transmembrane transport; chemical synaptic transmission
Cellular component (GO): terminal bouton; AP-2 adaptor complex; AP-1 adaptor complex
Molecular function (GO): acetylcholine transmembrane transporter activity
Source: RefSeq, a predicted model, not a curated record
AUGGAACCCGCGGCGCCGGCGGGCCAGGCCCGGACGGCGGCCAGCAAGCUGUCGGAGGCGAUGGACGCAGUGCUGCAGGAUCCCCGGCGGCAGCGGCGCCUGGUGCUGGUCAUCGUGUGCGUGGCGCUGUUCCUGGACAACAUGCUGUACAUGGUCAUCGUGCCCAUCGUGCCCGACUACAUUGCUCACAUGCAUAAGGCCGGUAGGCCCACCAUGAGCCCCAAAGUGCACACCCUACAGGCGUCCACUCCAGCCAGUGGCAGUGACAACAUGGGCAACACCUCAGCGUCCCCGACGGAAAGUGAGGACGUGAAGAUCGGGGUGCUAUUUGCCUCCAAGGCCAUCCUGCAGCUGCUGGUGAAUCCCCUGAGUGGGCCCUUCAUUGACCGCAUGAGCUACGACGUGCCGCUGCUAAUCGGUCUGGGCGUCUUGUUUGCCUCCACAGUGCUAUUCGCGUUCGCGGAGGACUAUGCUACGCUCUUCGCUGCACGCAGCCUGCAGGGCCUGGGCUCGGCCUUUGCGGAUACGUCCGGAAUUGCCAUGAUUGCGGACAAGUAUCCUGAAGAGCCGGAGCGCAGUCGCGCGUUGGGCGUGGCGCUGGCCUUCAUCAGCUUCGGGAGUCUGGUGGCUCCACCCUUCGGGGGCUUCCUCUCCCAGUUCGCGGGCAAGCCUGUGCCCUUUCUGGUGCUCGCCGCAGUUUCGCUGCUCGACGCGCUGUUGCUGCUUGUGGUGGCCAAGCCGUUCUCCGCCGUGACGCGGGCGCGAGCCAACCUGCCGGUGGGCACACCCAUCUACCGCCUCAUGCUGGACCCUUACAUUGCCGUGGUGGCCGGGGCGCUCACCACCUGCAACAUCCCCCUUGCCUUCCUCGAGCCCACCAUCGCCACGUGGAUGGAGCACACGAUGGCGGCGUCUGAAUGGCAGACAGGCAUGGCCUGGCUGCCAGCUUUCGUGCCCCAUGUGCUAGGUGUCUACCUCACCGUGCGCCUGGCGGCGCGCUACCCACACCUGCAGUGGCUGUACGGAGCACUAGGGCUGGCAGUGAUCGGCGCCAGCUCGUGCGUGGUGCCUGCCUGCCGCUCCUUCGCGCCUCUAGUGAUCUCGCUCUGCGGCCUCUGCUUCGGCAUUGCGCUGGUUGACACGGCACUGCUGCCCACGCUCGCCUUUCUCGUGGACGUGCGCCACGUCUCGGUCUACGGCAGCGUCUAUGCCAUUGCCGACAUCUCCUAUUCCGUGGCCUAUGCUCUCGGGCCCAUUGUGGCGGGGCACAUAGUGCACUCGCUUGGUUUUGUGCAACUCAGCCUUGGCAUGGGCCUGGCCAACCUGCUCUAUGCACCUGUCCUGCUGCUGCUGCGCAACGUCGGCCUCAUGAGGCGCUCCCGCUCCGAGCGCGACGUGCUGCUGGAUGAGCCACCGCAGGGUCUGUAUGAUGCUGUGCGCCUGCGUGAGCGCCCUGUGGCAGACCCAGACGGCGCCCCUCGAAGCCCUUCGGGCCCUUUUGACGAGUGCGAGGACGUCUACAACAAUUACUACACCCACAGCUAGCAACCCAGCUACUCCCCCAGGCCAUCCCCUCACCCCACCCCCCAGCCCCUGGGUCAAGGUGGCUACUCUGUGAGAGUACUGGCCAGCUUAGGCUCAGGGCCCACCCCUCCAACGAGUAUCCUACACUCUCGCCGGUCUUGACUUGUCUGCCAGGAUCCCCUCACUUUGACCCUUACUGUGUUUCCCUCCCUCUCGUCCAGUGGGGCGUGGAGCACGGAAGCAUACAAAGCGAUACACUCCUGGCAGAUAAAGAGGUGCGCGAGCAGCCACCUCGGGGCUCCCCAGUGUAGAACCCGUGCCUCUGUCUGUCUUUCCUUCGGUUUCUCUCAGUGCCAACUUGGCCCCCUGCACCGCGGUGCUUCCGGCCAGAAUCAAUAAACUAUAUCUGUUCGA